AUGGAACCUAAGAAUAACACAAAAAUUUCAGAAUUCCUUCUUCUGGGACUCUCAGAAGAACCAGAAUUGCAGCCCCUCCUAUUUGGGCUUUUUCUGUGCAUGUACCUGAUCACUGUAUGUGGAAACCUGCUCAUCAUCCUGGCCACCAUCUCAGACUCUCACCUGCACACCCCCAUGUACUUCUUCCUCUCCAACCUGUCCUUCAUAGACAUCUGUUUUACCUCCACCACCGUCCCCAAAAUGCUGGUGAACAUCCAGACACAGAACCAGGUCAUCACCUAUGCAGGCUGCAUCACCCAGAUGUUCUUUUUUCUACUGUUUUCAGGAUUGGACAACUUUCUCUUGACUGUGAUGGCCUAUGACCGGUAUGUGGCCAUCUGUCACCCCCUGCACUACACUGUCAUUAUGAACCCCCAGCUCUGUGUAUUGCUGGUUCUUACAGCCUGGAUCGUGAGUGCCCUGCAUUCUUUGUUACAUAGCUUAAUGAUAUUACAGCUGUCCUUCUGUCCACAUGUGGAAAUCCCCCACUUCUACUGUGAUCUUAGUAAGCUGGUCCACCUGGCCUGCUCUGACACCUUUCUUAAUGACAUGGUGAUCUAUUUUGCAGCUGCGCUACUGGGUGGUGGUCCCCUUGCUGGGAUCAUUUUACUCUACUCUAAGAUAGUUUCCUCCAUUCGUGCAAUCUCAUCAGCUCAGGGGAAAUACAAAGCCUUUUCCACCUGUGCCUCUCACCUCUCAGUUGUCUCCUUAUUUUAUUGCACAAGCAUGGGUGUGUACCUUAGUGCUGGGGCUACCCACAGCUCACACUCAAGUGCAGCAGCCUCGGUGAUGUACACGGUGGUCACCCCCAUGCUGAACCCCUUCAUCUACAGUCUGAGGAAUAAAAAUGCAAAGAGGGCCCUGAAAAUAGUCUUUGGAGGGAAACUUUACACGGAUCCAUUGUCCUGGGACUGA
This is a messenger RNA of Tupaia belangeri chinensis (Chinese tree shrew), 954 nucleotides long. RefSeq names its product olfactory receptor 7A10. Gene Ontology annotation, cellular component: membrane. Gene Ontology annotation, biological process: G protein-coupled receptor signaling pathway. The coding region runs from base 1 to 954 and encodes 317 amino acids. The record is from RefSeq and is a predicted model, not a curated record. The transcript has a single exon. NCBI's taxonomy places the organism in Eukaryota, Metazoa, Chordata, Mammalia, Scandentia, Tupaiidae. Gene Ontology annotation, molecular function: G protein-coupled receptor activity; olfactory receptor activity.